AUGUCGGUUCAAAGCGUCUUUGAUGCUUUCACCCACGGGGCCGCAGCGAUGGACGGCCGGACGUUCGUGAAGGUGUGCAAGGACUGCAAAGUGUUCUGCAAGCUGUAUACCACAACUGACGCGGACCUCAUAUUCGCAAAGGUGAAGCAAAAGGGAGCCAAGACCAUCACCGAGGCUGAGUUCGAGCAGGCUUUGCAGCUGAUAGCAGAAAAAAAGAAAAUCGGAUAUCAGGAACUCGUCUCUCAGCUCACAAGCGCCGCUGGGCCCGUCUACACUGGCACCAAAGCCAUGGCUAAUAAAUUCCACGAUGAUAAAAGCCUCUACACCGGAGUGCAUGCACACGGGGGACCCAGCACAAAAGAUGAUAAAGUUAAUGACCUUUCUAACCUCCUUGAUCGCAGCCCUGCAGACGUCCGCGGCGCCAAGAUGUAA
Molecule: messenger RNA, 432 nt
Organism: Eimeria acervulina
Lineage: Eukaryota; Apicomplexa; Conoidasida; Eucoccidiorida; Eimeriidae
Product: p25-alpha domain-containing protein, putative
Exons: 1
Coding region: 1-432 (143 amino acids)
Biological process (GO): positive regulation of protein polymerization; microtubule polymerization; microtubule bundle formation
Cellular component (GO): microtubule
Molecular function (GO): tubulin binding
Source: RefSeq, a predicted model, not a curated record